AUUGCGGCAUCCAAAACAUGGACACGCAGUCCAACUGCCAUUGCACCAUUGUAAGCUAAUAAAGAGAAUUUUAUUAUAAACAAGUUUUGUUAGUCACAAAAAAAGCAUGGAGCCUAAUUUCUAUCUCUCCCUUCUCCUUCUCUUUGUCACUUUCAUAUCUCUCUCUCUUUUUUUCAUAUUCUACAAACAGAAAUCUCCAUUAAAUUUGCCACCUGGUAAAAUGGGUUACCCAAUCAUAGGUGAAAGCCUUGAGUUCUUAUCAACAGGAUGGAAAGGACAUCCUGAAAAAUUCAUUUUCGACCGUAUGCGUAAAUAUUCCUCAGAACUCUUUAAAACAUCAAUCGUAGGAGAAUCUACGGUGGUUUGUUGCGGAGCAGCAAGUAACAAGUUUUUGUUUUCAAACGAGAAUAAACUUGUGACUGCAUGGUGGCCAGAUAGUGUAAACAAAAUCUUCCCUACUACUUCUCUUGACUCUAACUUGAAGGAAGAAUCCAUCAAGAUGAGAAAAUUGCUUCCACAAUUCUUUAAACCCGAAGCUCUACAACGUUAUGUUGGUGUCAUGGAUGUUAUUGCUCAAAGACAUUUUGUUACUCAUUGGGAUAAUAAAAAUGAAAUCACCGUCUACCCCUUGGCCAAGAGGUACACCUUUUUGUUAGCUUGUCGGUUGUUCAUGAGCGUUGAAGACGAGAAUCAUGUAGCAAAAUUUAGUGAUCCAUUUCAGUUAAUUGCGGCCGGAAUCAUAUCUCUACCAAUUGAUUUGCCAGGAACACCAUUCAACAAAGCUAUAAAGGCCUCAAACUUUAUAAGAAAGGAGUUGAUUAAGAUCAUAAAGCAAAGGAGGGUAGAUUUGGCAGAAGGGACAGCAUCACCAACACAAGAUAUAUUGUCUCACAUGUUGUUGACAAGUGAUGAAAAUGGAAAGAGUAUGAAUGAACUUAAUAUUGCUGAUAAGAUUCUUGGCCUUUUGAUCGGAGGACAUGACACUGCUAGCGUCGCAUGCACUUUCCUUGUCAAAUAUCUCGGCGAGUUACCUCACAUUUAUGAUAAAGUCUAUCAAGAGCAAAUGGAAAUUGCAAAAUCGAAACCAGCAGGAGAAUUGUUGAAUUGGGAUGACCUGAAGAAAAUGAAAUACUCUUGGAACGUAGCUUGUGAAGUAAUGAGACUUUCCCCUCCACUCCAAGGAGGUUUCAGGGAAGCCAUCACUGACUUUAUGUUCAAUGGAUUCUCAAUUCCUAAGGGAUGGAAGCUUUAUUGGAGUGCAAAUUCAACACAUAAGAACGCAGAAUGUUUUCCCAUGCCAGAGAAAUUUGACCCAACAAGAUUUGAAGGAAAUGGACCAGCUCCUUAUACUUUUGUUCCCUUUGGUGGAGGACCAAGGAUGUGUCCUGGAAAAGAGUAUGCAAGAUUAGAAAUACUUGUUUUCAUGCACAAUUUGGUGAAAAGGUUUAAGUGGGAAAAGGUGAUUCCAGAUGAGAAGAUUAUUGUUGAUCCAUUCCCCAUCCCUGCAAAGGAUCUUCCAAUUCGCCUUUAUCCACACAAAGCUUAAAAAAAAAGAUAUUCAAUUUGGCUUGUACAAGUUGUGGCUGCUGCUGCUGUUACACACACAACACAAGUACAUGGUGCAUUCCAAAUAUUUCUCUUCCUGUAUUUGUUCUUUUACUUUGUAAUAUUUAUUAUCGUGCUUUAAAACCUAAAAAAUAAAGUAGUCACAACAUAUCCAAAGAUGUUUUAGAAGACCAGAUUUUAAAAUGUGACUUACAAAAAAGUUGUACUCAUUUUGAUUAUGGCUUCUAUUGUAUCUAUCCCAUACUGAAUGAUUGAUUUCUUUUGUGAUUGAGAUAAAGUGAACCGAAUCUGAAGUUUGAUUGGUUUCAUUCGGUUCUUUAGAGUCAUUAUGUGAAUUUGAUACAAUAAACAUCUUUUUU
Molecule: messenger RNA, 1925 nt
Organism: Medicago truncatula (barrel medic)
Lineage: Eukaryota; Viridiplantae; Streptophyta; Magnoliopsida; Fabales; Fabaceae
Source: RefSeq, a predicted model, not a curated record